This is a messenger RNA of Diatraea saccharalis (sugarcane borer), 1175 nucleotides long. NCBI's taxonomy places the organism in Eukaryota, Metazoa, Arthropoda, Insecta, Lepidoptera, Crambidae. The record is from the annotation of a GenBank genome assembly.
GACCGGCGUUGAGCAGGGCGCGCCAUUUUGGUUAUUUUGGCGGCUUUUAGAUCAGACAGAAGCCGAAAGCUAACUAAAACUAGACUAAGCGACGCUUAGCUGUAAGUUGAAGAAAAGCUUCGAUUUCAAAAUAAAUAUAAAAAACCGUAAGAAAUGGGUAAAAAAGAUAAAAAAGGCGACCAGACUAGCGAAGCGUCUAGCGAGGAAGAGUAUGUUGUGGAAAAAGUUCUUGACAGACGCACUGUGAAGGGAAAGACCCAAUAUUUGCUGAAAUGGAAAGGUUACGAAGAAGCGGAAAGCACAUGGGAGCCAGAGGAGAAUCUUGACUGUGAAGAACUGAUUAGAACAUUUGAAGAAAACAGAAAAGACAAGGAGCAAAAAUCAAAGAAGCCCGAGGACCGAGGAAAGAAACGCGUGCGUGAGUCGAGCGAGGACACCGGCUCUGGUCGCAAGGGCCGCGCCACCAGCGUGUCUUCGGUGGAGGGGCCGAGGGACAGCAAGCGGGAGAGGAAGGAGGACAAGUCAAAGUCCGGCUUUGACAAGGGACUCAAGGCUGAGAAAAUCAUCGGUGCAUCGGACGCGACGGGCGAGCUGAUGUUCCUCAUCAAGUGGGCGGACUCUGACGAGGCCGAGCUCGUGCCCGCCAAGGUCGCCAACGUCAAGUGUCCGCAGCAGGUGAUAGCGUUCUACGAGGAGCGGCUGACGUGGCACACGCCCGCCGAGUCCGAGUGAUGCGAGUCGCGCGAGUUAUACGAGUUACUGUGGACUGGUCGACGUGUGUUCUACAGGCCCACGUAUGUUAGCGUUAAACAUUAUCGAUAUGUGACCGAACCGGCCAUGGGACAUUUUGUUUUGGGUCAGUGACCACCGAAGAAACUUAUGCAUAGUGGACAUUGAAUGAAAUUACGAAGAGAAAAUGUGUUUCGAUAAAGUCUCCUUUGAGUGUACACUUUCUUAGGGAAUCGCUGUAUUGGUUUGUUCCAGGUUACAUAUAGUUUAUGAGAAUGGUUGUUUUUUUUUUUUUUUAUUGUAAAAAUAAGGAUGUCAUUGGGUUACGUAUGUGAAGUCACUCCCUCUUUCUUCUCUUUAACUACUUCAAUUCUGCCGAUUGCACAGUUAUUGUAUGAUGUGAAUAAAUUCAACAAAUUUUGAGAUCUUACUGAUCUGUUUCAUGC